GUCCACCUCCGCCAUGCCGCAAGCAGUGCCUGAGCAUGUCGUCAAGAAGCGCAAGGCCCAAGAGGCCAUCGCCGCUGACAGACAGGCUACCUUGAUCAAGGAACGCAAGGAGAACAAGGAGGCUAGAAAGGCCAUGAUUGUUAGGACCGCGAAGUACCACAAGGAGUACAAACAGGCUGCUGCGGAUCUUGUCAGGUUUCGCCGUGAGGCGAAGAAGCACGGAAACUUCUUCAUGGAGCCUGAGCCCAAGCUUGUUCUUGUUGUUCGCAUCAAGGGUAUCAACUCUGUUGAUCCCAAGACUCGCAAGAUCUUGCAGCUCAUGCGCCUUCGCCAGAUCAACAACGCUGUGUUCAUGAAGGUCAACUCUGCCUCCAUCAACAUGCUUCGGCUUGCGGGUGAGUACGUCACCUACGGCCCUCCCAACCUCAAGACUGUGAGGGAGCUCAUCUACAAGCGUGGUUUUGCGAGCGUGAAGAAGCAGCGCAUGCCACUCACCGACAACAAGAUCAUUUCGGAGGCCUUGGGGGAACAUGGAAUUACUUGCAUGGAGGACCUCAUCCACGAAAUCUACACCGUUGGACCGAAGUUCAAGGAAUGCAACAGAUUCCUCUGGCCGUUCAAGAUGUCUUGCGCCAAGGGUGGCAUGCCCAAGAAGCGCUUACAUUUCAUUGAGGGUGGACAGUAUGGUGACCGUGAGGAGUUGAUCAACAGCCUCGUGCGCAAAAUGAACUAAAUCUGAGAAAGUAUUAAACCACUCCCAGGAAUUUUGUUUUAUGAAUAUCUGUAUUUCGAU
Molecule: messenger RNA, 793 nt
Organism: Guillardia theta CCMP2712
Lineage: Eukaryota; Cryptophyceae; Pyrenomonadales; Geminigeraceae
Product: large subunit ribosomal protein L7e_1, cytoplasmic
Exons: 3
Coding region: 14-733 (239 amino acids)
Biological process (GO): maturation of LSU-rRNA from tricistronic rRNA transcript (SSU-rRNA, 5.8S rRNA, LSU-rRNA)
Cellular component (GO): cytosolic large ribosomal subunit
Molecular function (GO): RNA binding; structural constituent of ribosome
Source: RefSeq, a predicted model, not a curated record